Equus caballus (horse) is the source of this 16002-nucleotide messenger RNA. Lineage: Eukaryota; Metazoa; Chordata; Mammalia; Perissodactyla; Equidae. The record is from RefSeq and is a predicted model, not a curated record.
CGCGCUCACGCCGCGUUCGUCUCCGCACAGCCGCCCGCUCGCUCCGCGUCGCCGGGGCUGCCCGUGGCUGGACCGCGAUCGCUUCCUCCGAGCGGACACUACACCAGGCUCCCCGUCUCCUUUGUUAGCCCCGGUCUGCCCCCUCUGGGGGCAUGUGUGCGACUUCUCUUUCUAAUUGUCAGAAAUUUGUUUUCCACUGUGUGGGCAGGAGACAUUUUUUUUUUAACUGUCUCCCUUCUCUUUAUUUUAUUUUCCGUUUCUCUACCUUACCUCCUUCGGCCUUUCUUCCCCGCUUCUUUCUGUUGAUUGCUCUUUCUCCCCUCUUCAAUUUCACCAUCUUUCCUCCCCGCUCUCUCCGUCCCCCUCCCCCACCGUUUCCUCUUUUAAAAUAAUUCAAUGAUGUCUCGGGAUUACUAGCACACUCUCCUCAUUCAGCUGAGCGCGGGACUCUGCAUUAAUUCAAGAGCAAUGUUCUGUGAUGGUGCCCGAGAUGCGUGGACUGAGCCCAGGCCGCAGGCUGCCCGAGCCCGCCCCCUGCCCGACUGCGAGCGGGAGCCCUGAGCCGGGGCCCGCGGGCCGCCUCCGCCGCCACGUCCUGGCCCUGCCCGAGGAGGAGGCAUGGCGGCCCCAGCAGUGCGCCCUGCUCGAGGCCGACGCCUCGGACGAGGUGGGCAUGCUGCCGGCCUCCCCGCGCGCCGCGGCCGCCGGCUUCGACAACUUCUUCCCGGUGCAGGAGGGCGAGGGCCCGGGCUGGGAGGGCAGCUCCAGCCCCUUCCUCCCCGUGAGCCCAGAGGUGAUGAAGCGGCGGCGCGGCGGCCUCAUCGAGCAGCGCGACAUCAUCAAGGCCCACGAGGCGCACAAGAUGCAGAGCACCCCGCAGGCCCGGCGCAAGGAGUGGGAGAUGGCUCGCUUCGGGGAGGCGGUGGUCGGCAGGCCCGGGUCAGGCGAUGGAGACUCGGACCAGAGCAGGAACCGGCAAGGAACCCCCGUGCCUGCCUCGGGGCCGGCGGCCGCCUACAAGCAGUCGAAAGCGCAGAGGGCGCGGACUAUGGCUUUGUACAACCCCAUUCCCGUCCGGCAGAACUGUUUCACCGUCAACAGAUCCCUCUUCAUCUUCGGAGAAGAUAACAUUGUCAGGAAAUACGCCAAGAAGCUCAUCGAUUGGCCGCCGUUUGAGUACAUGAUCCUGGCCACCAUCAUUGCCAACUGCAUCGUCUUGGCCCUGGAGCAGCACCUUCCAGAGGAUGACAAGACCCCAAUGUCCCGCAGACUGGAGAAGACAGAACCAUAUUUCAUUGGGAUCUUUUGCUUUGAAGCUGGCAUCAAAAUCGUGGCCCUGGGGUUCAUCUUCCAUAAGGGCUCGUACCUCCGCAAUGGCUGGAAUGUCAUGGACUUCAUUGUGGUCCUCAGUGGCAUCCUGGCCACCGCGGGAACCCACUUCAAUACACACGUGGACCUGAGGACCCUCCGGGCCGUGCGUGUCCUGAGGCCCCUGAAGCUCGUGUCAGGCAUUCCUAGCCUGCAGAUUGUGUUGAAGUCCAUCAUGAAGGCCAUGGUGCCUCUUCUGCAGAUUGGCCUUCUGCUCUUCUUUGCCAUCCUGAUGUUUGCUAUCAUUGGCUUGGAGUUCUACAGUGGGAAGUUGCACCGAGCAUGCUUCAUGAACAAUUCAGGUAUUCUAGAAGGAUUUGACCCCCCUCACCCAUGUGGCGUGCAGGGCUGCCCAGCUGGUUAUGAAUGCAGGGACUGGAUUGGCCCCAACGAUGGGAUCACCCAAUUUGAUAACAUCCUUUUUGCUGUGCUGACUGUCUUCCAGUGCAUCACCAUGGAAGGGUGGACCACCGUGCUGUACAAUACCAAUGAUGCCUUAGGAGCCACCUGGAAUUGGCUGUACUUCAUCCCCCUCAUCAUCAUUGGAUCCUUCUUUGUUCUCAACCUAGUCCUGGGAGUGCUUUCCGGGGAAUUUGCCAAAGAGAGAGAGAGAGUGGAGAACCGGAGAGCUUUCAUGAAACUGCGGCGCCAGCAGCAGAUUGAGCGCGAGCUGAACGGGUACCGCGCCUGGAUAGACAAAGCAGAGGAAGUCAUGCUUGCUGAAGAAAAUAAAAAUGCUGGGACGUCAGCCUUAGAAGUGCUUCGAAGGGCAACAAUCAAAAGGAGCAGAACGGAGGCUAUGACUCGAGACUCCAGCGACGAGCACUGUGUCGAUAUCUCCUCUGUGGGCACACCUCUUGCCCGAGCCAGCAUCAAGAGUGCCAAAGUGGACGGGGCCUCCUAUUUCCGGCACAAGGAAAGGCUUCUGCGCAUUUCUAUCCGCCACAUGGUUAAAUCCCAGGUGUUUUACUGGAUUGUGCUGAGCCUUGUGGCUCUCAACACCGCCUGUGUGGCCAUCGUCCAUCAUAACCAGCCCCAGUGGCUCACCCACCUCCUCUACUAUGCAGAAUUUUUGUUUCUGGGGCUCUUCCUCUUGGAGAUGUCUCUGAAGAUGUACGGCAUGGGGCCCCGCCUUUAUUUUCACUCUUCAUUCAACUGCUUUGAUUUUGGGGUCACAGUGGGCAGUAUCUUCGAAGUGGUCUGGGCAAUCUUCAGACCUGGUACAUCUUUUGGAAUCAGUGUCUUACGAGCUCUCCGGCUUCUCAGAAUAUUUAAAAUAACCAAGUACUGGGCAUCCCUGCGGAAUUUGGUGGUCUCCUUGAUGAGUUCCAUGAAGUCGAUCAUCAGUUUGCUCUUCCUCCUCUUCCUCUUCAUUGUUGUCUUUGCUCUUCUAGGAAUGCAGCUGUUUGGAGGCAGGUUUAAUUUUAAUGAUGGGACUCCUUCAGCAAACUUUGACACCUUCCCAGCAGCCAUCAUGACUGUAUUCCAGAUCCUGACUGGUGAGGACUGGAAUGAGGUGAUGUACAAUGGGAUCCGCUCCCAGGGUGGAGUCAGCUCAGGCAUGUGGUCGGCUAUCUACUUCAUUGUGCUCACCUUGUUUGGAAACUACACGCUGCUGAACGUGUUCUUGGCCAUUGCUGUUGACAAUCUGGCCAAUGCCCAGGAGCUGACCAAGGAUGAGCAGGAAGAAGAGGAGGCCUUCAACCAGAAACAUGCACUGCAGAAGGCCAAGGAGGUCAGCCCGAUGUCCGCACCCAACAUGCCGUCUAUCGAAAGAGACAGAAGGAGAAGACACCACAUGUCGAUGUGGGAGCCACGCAGCAGCCACCUGAGGGAGCGGAGGCGCCGACACCACAUGUCGGUGUGGGAGCAGCGCACCAGCCAGCUGAGAAGGCACAUGCAGAUGUCCAGCCAGGAGGCUCUCAAUAAAGAGGAGGCCCCGCCAAUGAACCCCCUCAACCCUCUCAACCCACUGAGCCCCCUCAACCCACUCAACGCCCACCCCAGCCUCUACCGGAGAUCAAGGCCCAUUGAGGGCCUGGCCCUGGGCCUGGGCCUGGAGAAGUGCGAGGAGGAACGCAUCAGCCGUGGCGGAUCCCUCAAGGGGGACGGAGGGGAUCUCUCAAGUGCCCUGGACAAUCAGAGGAGCCCCUUGUCUCUGGGCAAACGGGAACCGCCGUGGCUGUCCAGGCCCUGUCAUGGGAACUGUGACCCGACCCAGCAGGAGGCUGGGGGAGGGGAGACCGUGGUGACCUUCGAGGACCGGGCCAGGCACCGGCAGAGCCAGCGGCGCAGCCGGCACCGCCGCGUGCGGACAGAAGGCAAGGAGCCCACCUCAACCUCCCGGAGCAGGUCUGCCAGCCAGGAGCGGAGUCUGGAUGAAGGGGUGUCUACCGAGGGGGAGAAGGACUGUGAGCCCAGGGGCAGCCAUGGGGUCAAGGAACCCACAAUCCAGGAAGAAGAGCGAGCCCGGGAUUUAAGGAGGACUAACAGUCUGAUGGUGUCCAGAGGCUCUGGGCUGGCAGGAGCCCUCGAUGAGGCCAACACACCCCUAGUCCUGCCCCAACCCGAGCUGGAAGUGGGGAAGGAUGCAGCGCUGACAGAGCAGGAGCCGGAGGGCAGCAGUGAGCAAGCCCUGCUGGGGGACGUGCAUCUGGACAUGGGCCGGGCCAUCAGCCAGAGUGAGCCUGACCUCUCCUGCUCCACAGCCAACACAGAUAAGGCCGCCACUGAGAGCACCAGCGUCACUGUUGCCAUCCCUGACGUGGGCCCCUUGGUGGACUCUACAGUGGUGCACAUUAGCAACAAGACGGAUGGAGAAGCCAGUCCCCUGAAGGAGGCGGAGAUCAAAGAGGAGGAGGAGGAGGAGGUGGAGAAGAAGCAGCAGAAGAAGGAGAAGCGUGAGACGGGCAAAGCCAUGGUGCCCCACAGCUCUAUGUUCAUCUUCAGCACCACCAACCCGAUUCGCAGGGCCUGCCACUACAUCGUGAACCUGCGCUACUUUGAGAUGUGCAUUCUCCUGGUCAUCGCAGCCAGCAGCAUUGCCCUGGCGGCCGAGGACCCUGUCCUGACCAACUCGGAGCGCAACAAAGUCCUGAGGUAUUUUGACUAUGUUUUCACUGGCGUGUUCACCUUCGAGAUGGUUAUAAAGAUGAUAGACCAGGGCUUGAUCCUGCAGGAUGGGUCCUACUUCCGAGACCUGUGGAACAUCCUAGACUUUGUGGUGGUGGUUGGCGCAUUGGUGGCCUUUGCUUUGGCGAACGCUUUGGGAACCAACAAGGGGCGGGACAUCAAGACCAUCAAGUCUUUGCGGGUGCUCCGAGUUCUGAGGCCACUGAAGACCAUCAAGCGCUUGCCCAAGCUUAAGGCUGUGUUCGACUGUGUGGUGACCUCCUUGAAAAACGUCUUCAACAUCCUCAUCGUCUACAAGCUCUUCAUGUUCAUCUUUGCUGUCAUCGCAGUUCAGCUUUUCAAGGGAAAGUUCUUUUAUUGCACGGACAGUUCCAAGGACACCGAGAAAGAGUGCAUAGGCAACUAUGUAGAUCAUGAGAAAAACAAGAUGGAGGUCAAAGGCCGAGAAUGGAAGCGCCAUGAGUUCCACUAUGACAACAUUAUCUGGGCCCUGCUGACCCUCUUCACUGUCUCCACGGGGGAAGGAUGGCCUCAAGUUUUGCAACAUUCUGUUGAUGUGACAGAGGAAGACCGAGGCCCAAGCCGCAGCAACCGCAUGGAGAUGUCCAUCUUUUACGUGGUCUAUUUUGUAGUCUUCCCUUUCUUCUUUGUCAAUAUCUUUGUGGCUCUCAUUAUCAUCACCUUCCAGGAGCAAGGUGACAAGAUGAUGGAGGAGUGCAGCCUGGAGAAGAAUGAGAGGGCAUGUAUCGACUUCGCCAUCAGUGCCAAACCCCUCACCCGCUACAUGCCGCAGAACAGGCACACCUUCCAGUACCGUGUCUGGCACUUUGUGGUGUCCCCAUCCUUUGAGUACACCAUCAUGGCCAUGAUCGCCUUGAACACCAUCGUGCUGAUGAUGAAGUACUACUCUGCUCCCUGUACCUAUGAACUGGCCCUGAAGUACCUGAACAUCGCCUUCACCAUGGUGUUUUCCCUGGAAUGUGUCCUAAAGAUCAUUGCGUUUGGCUUCUUGAACUAUUUCCGAGACACCUGGAAUAUCUUUGACUUCAUCACCGUGAUCGGAAGCAUCACAGAAAUUAUUCUGACAGACAGCAAGCUGGUGAACACCAGUGGCUUCAAUAUGAGCUUUCUGAAGCUCUUCCGAGCCGCCCGCCUCAUCAAGCUUCUGCGUCAGGGCUACACCAUCCGUAUUUUACUUUGGACCUUCGUCCAGUCCUUUAAGGCCCUGCCCUACGUCUGCCUUUUGAUUGCCAUGCUUUUCUUCAUCUACGCCAUCAUUGGGAUGCAGGUAUUUGGAAACAUAAAAUUAGAUGAGGAGAGUCACAUCAACCGGCACAACAACUUCCGGAGUUUCUUUGGGUCGCUCAUGUUACUCUUCAGGAGUGCCACAGGUGAGGCCUGGCAGGAGAUCAUGCUGUCGUGCCUCGGGGAGAAAGGCUGUGAGCCGGACACCACCGCACCCUCAGGGCAGAACGAGAAUGAGCGUUGCGGCACUGAUCUUGCCUACGUUUACUUUGUCUCUUUCAUCUUCUUCUGCUCCUUCUUGAUGCUCAACCUGUUUGUGGCUGUCAUCAUGGACAACUUUGAGUACCUGACUCGGGAUUCGUCUAUCCUGGGGCCUCACCACUUGGACGAGUUUGUCCGUGUCUGGGCAGAAUAUGACAGAGCUGCAUGCGGCAGGAUCCCGUAUAAGGAUAUGUACAAAUUAGUGCGGGUGAUCUCGCCGCCUCUGGGCCUGGGAGAAAACUGCCCCUACAGGGUGGCCUGCAAGAGGUUGGUCCUGAUGAACAUGCCAGUGGCUGAAGACAUGACAGUCCACUUCACCUCCACACUUAUGGCUCUGAUCCGGACAGCUCUGGAUAUCAAAAUUGCCAAAGGUGGUGCAGACAGGCAGCAGCUAGACGCAGAGCUACAAAAGGAAACCCUGGCCAUUUGGCCUCACCUGUCCCAGAAGAUGCUGGAUCUGCUGGUGCCCAUGCCCAAAGCCUCUGACCUGACUGUGGGCAAAAUCUAUGCAGCAAUGAUGAUCAUGGACUACUAUAAACAGAGUAAGGCGAAGAAGCAAAGGCAGCAGCUGGAGGAACAGAAAAACGCACCCAUGUUCCAGCGCAUGGAGCCCUCAUCUCUGCCUCAGGAGAUCAUCGCUAAUGCCAAAGCCCUGCCUUAUCUCCAGCAGGACCCCGUCUCAGGCCUGAGUGGCCAUAGUGGAUACCCUUCGAUGAGUCCACUCUCCCCCCAGGAAAUAUUCCAGUUGGCUUGUAUGGACCCAGCAGAUGACGGACAGUUCCAGGAACAGCAGUCUCUGGAGCCAGAGGUUAGUGAAUUUAAAAGCGUGCAGCCCUCUAACCAUGGCAUCUACCUUCCUUCGGACACCCAGGAGCAUGCGGGAUCUGGGAGGGCAUCCUCUAUGCCACGCCUGACUGUGGAUCCCCAGGUGGUGACAGAUCCCAGCUCCAUGAGACGAUCAUUUUCCACUAUUCGGGAUAAGCGUUCCAAUUCCUCAUGGUUGGAGGAAUUCUCCAUGGAACGAAGCAGUGAAAACACCUACAAGUCACGUCGCCGGAGUUACCACUCCUCCCUCAGGCUGUCAGCCCAUCGCCUGAACUCUGACUCAGGCCACAAGUCCGACACCCACCGCUCAGGGGGCAGAGAGCGGGGACGAUCGAAAGAGCGAAAGCAUCUUCUCUCUCCUGAUGUCUCCCGCUGCAACUCAGAGGAGCGAGGGACCCAGGCCGACUGGGAGUCCCCAGAGCGUCGUCAGUCCAGGUCUCCCAGUGAGGGCAGGUCACAGACCCCCAACAGACAGGGCACAGGCUCCCUGAGUGAAAGCUCCAUCCCCUCCGUCUCUGACACCAGCACCCCAAGACGGAGUCGUCGGCAGCUCCCACCAGUCCCUCCUAAGCCUCGGCCCCUCCUCUCCUACAGCUCCCUGAUACGACACACCGGGAGCAUCUCGCCACCCGCUGAUGGGAGUGAGGGUGGCUCCCCACUGGCCUCCCAAGCUCUGGAGAGCAACGACGCUAUCCUGACCGAGUCUUCCAACUCCCGGCACGCACAGCAGGGCCCACACUCCUCCCCACAGCGCUACAUCUCCGAGCCCUACCUGGCCCUGCACGAAGACUCCCAUGCCUCGGACUGUGGCGAGGAGGAGACGCUCACCUUUGAAGCAGCUGUGGCUACCAGCCUGGGCCGUUCCAACACCAUCGGCUCAGCCCCGCCCCUGCGGCACAGCUGGCAGAUGCCCAAUGGGCACUAUCGGCGGCGGAGGCGUGGGGGGCCUGGGCCAGGCGUGAUGUGUGGAGCUGUCAGCGACCUCCUGAGCGACACGGAAGAAGACGACAAAUGCUAGAGGCUGCUCCCCCCUCCGAUGCAUGCUCUUCUCUCACACGGAGAAAACCAAGACCGAAUUGGGAAGCCAGUGCGGCCCGGGGGGGAGGAAGAGGGAGGAGGAAGAUGGAAGGACACCAUGCAUUAUCAGAGAAGAAGGAAAGGACAAAAGGAAAACCAGUCAAACCCACCAAAUUGCUUUAUUUCCCUUUGCAAGACGGGUACUGCCAUAGUUCUGCCUCUUUGCUGGGGAAAGAAAAUACCGGAUGGUUAUUCCCAUGGGAGAAGAGACACGAGGAUGGCUUUGCUUCCCCUUGCCCCUUCCCACUUUUCUAAAAGCCGUGGAGGGAUUGAGCUGGCCUGUGUCUACGCCCAUUGCCCUGAGAAGCCUGGAAGACUUUCUGGCUCUUAAGUGGGGAGCCGUGGAGACUCGGAGGGGAAUCUCCUCCCUCACCAGCUCUUGCUCUUCAGCCAGCACCACUGCCACCAGGGCAACUGCAGCAGCAUCUCAUGCGUUAUCUUGUGGCUUGCUUCCCCCAAAGAAGCACAGGCUAAGUUCAGGAGCAUUGGAUGCCAGGGGGAGGAGGCGGGGAGGGAGGGAGGAAAGAGCUGAAGUGGAAGGGGUCAGGGUGCUGUGGUAGCAGCAGCAAGGGCUGGUCUGGAUGAGCAAAGCCAUAGCCGAGCAGUCCACAAUGUGGAGGAGAAGGGCAAGGAGACAGAGCACUGGUUGUGCUGGUGGGUGCAGACCUGUCUCUGAAGCCUGUCGCCCACUCAGUAGGUGCUGUGUUAGGAUAGGCCAAGGAGGUCCCCCAGGGUCCACAGGUGCCUGAGGCUCCGUAAGGGUGAUAUUUUAAAAGCAUUUAACAACCUGUAUGGCCAGGGCACCAGCUGAUGAGAGUGGAGUCUGGCCUUAGUGCUGGAGCCCCCAGGCUAUGCCGGGCCUCAGCCCUGCACAUGCUGGUCAUGGGGGAACGCUGAGGGUGGGGUAAGUAUGGCAGGGGGUCACUUAAGGGACUCACGGUAGAAUGUUUUCCAGCCCUUAUAGAAGUACGUGAAACAGCGCUAUGGUCGGAACCAGCAAACAAACACUGGCUGAAUGUCAGCCCAGACUCUGGUCCAGGAGGCAGCAGCCUCUCUGCUGGGCAGCAAGGCCAGUGCUGUGCCAAGCCCAGGGAGGCCAAGUGCCAGUGGCCCGGCCUUCACUGCCACUCCUUGAGAGGGCAGCACACACAUAUCCAAGAUGGGCCACACAUCCCUUCAUAGGGACUUCAGUAGAGAAGGGAACGGUCGACAGCCAGAAACAAGAGAAGCCUCAAUGAGAGAGUCAGUCUGAGUUUACCGAGGGACCCUUGGUCUAGCAGCUUCUGCAGCUGGUGGUGGUUGAGGGUCAGUUUGUCAGGAUGCUUUAAGGUGGUUAGUAAAUAUACCUCAGCUUAGACCUGGACUGCUCCUUCUAGCAAAGCAAGCUCUGAUGGGGCCUAAUCAUACAACGUGACAAGACUGGGGCCCCAGGGGCCCUGAAUAUUUCCCUGGGCCAAGAUUGGGCUCCCCCCCCCCCCCCCAGAGUAAGAGCUGGGCAGAAGACAGCCUCAGGCCACGAUGUCAUUCCUAAACCCCCAAACUCAGAAGCAUUGACAAAAAGAGAAUCCUGCCUGGGCUAAUGAGCACUCCUUUAGCAUAGAUCAUCCAUUCAGUGGAACACAUCACUGUCUUUAUCUGGUGGCGAUGCACCAUCCCCUUAAGUCCCUCCCCAGUCCCCCAGCACCAUCACAGUAGCUAGAAGGAUCCCCUGGAGAGGGGUGCCAGGCAGGGCCCUCGUUUCCCAGCCAGGAACAGAUGGAGCCUGUCUCACAGGACCCUCUGUAGGGAAACUCGGAAGCCUGUGGACUGAGAUCACAGUGGAUAAACACUCUUUUUAUCCUCCUCCAGCCCAGACUCCACCUCUUGGGUAGGAGCAGUUGGUGGCUGUUGCAAGGAGCCUCUUUUUUAUGAAGUUUUUUUCUUUUUUUGGUUGAAAUAGAAAUAAGGCAUAGCUGUAUCAGCCCUGAAAAGCCAAAUACAACCACGUGGCUGCAGAAUCAUUUGUCAUGGCCCUGCCUUCUCUUCUAGAAAUUGAUGGAGCUUCAUGACCCACUGUCAGCCCCCAAACCAAAGCAGUCCCAGGGCAGGAGAUCAGUGAGUCAGAGACAGAAGCCUCCCACUCCCAGACCCUCUUCCAUCUCCAUUUUCCCCUCCCACUCAGCACCUGUGUGCUCGGGAGUAGCUGGGAAUGUGAACGUGACUAGAUAAACACCCCGAUGCUAACGGGCGUGGUUGUUAUAUAAAGCUGACGCUGGGCCGGGUAUUGUUUCUAAGGUUUCCUCUGUUCAGCGUCAUUUCAUGCCAAAGGGCUGCUAUGGGCUGCUUUGUGGGCACAAAAUUGCUUUCUUCCACCUUGGAAAGGCAGCUUUCCCCAGGGACAGGCCUAAUGACAGGACAACCAUCCCGAUCCAGCGAGUCGAUUGCAUUGUGUUUUGAGAAAGGGAAUUGAAGAGAUACCUUGUGCCGUAGGCUGGCAGAGCAAUUACCAGAAAUGGAAUUUGCCUGCAAACAACAUUACGAACACUACAUUUACUGUGCCAGGAAACCUUCCUGGACACCUGAACUCUUUACACUCAUGUACACACGGGCAUUGAAUCCCGAAUACAGUGGCAUAAAGCACUGUAGAUGCGGUCCCCUGACCAAGCACCCAGACUCUUCUAGAGCCAGUGAACUUAGGAACUCAUUUCUUUUAUUCAACUUCCCCUGACCAAGAAAUCAGGUUUCUUAUCCCUUAGCCUGCAUUUACUCUUCUAUUAAGAACAGAAAAUUCUGUUAAGUCACGGAACUCAUUAUCAUAAUCUUCCAACAGUUUCCUUCUGCCUCUGAAUAAAUAUAAACUCCAGCCUUCCCACUAAUAGCUGACCAGGACAUCCCUUCCUAGGCAUCAGCUUCUGCCUCUUUUUUCCCUUGAAAAGAGGCCCCUUUAGAUCUUAAAAUUCGGGCUUCUCUUUGGAUGAACAAGUAUGGCAGCAUCUUGAGAAAUGCCAAGCAAAACAGGACGACUCCCAGUGUUCGAGCUGCACAGCCUGAUUAACCUUAGCACCGUAGGUCCCCCUGGGAGACUCUUUAGCUGUAUGUCCAGUUUCCCCUGCUAAUGUUAGUCUUCAGCAUCUCUUCAAAAGAAGGAAGGAAAGAGAGGGAGGGGGGAAAAAAGAGAGGAGAAGGAAAAGAAAAGAAACCAAGGCAGGGAGAUGUUCUAACUAGAUUGGUGUUUAGAUAACUAACUCUUCUCUUCACGAAAGGCUCCAGAUAGACCUCUGGUGGGGAAUUCACGUCUCUGUCUCGUUCUGUGUGUGUGGUCUCCUUCUCUCAAUCAGCAAGAGGGCAGGUGACAGCAGGCCUUCCAACGUGGCUCUAGGCCUGCAAGCUGAGGGCAGGAUGGGAUUACCUGCACCGUAAAUGGAGGUGUCUUGAGUGUCUCCCAGGUUCCAAGUGAGCCAUGAAUACAAUUGCCCAAUGUGGGGCUGUCCACUCUUCUAGCUGAAGAAUCUGUUUCUAUUCUGGGCUUCACUUUUGCUCCCCACUCGAUGUCCCUAUGGGGUACUGAGAUCACUGAGAACAUUUCUCUGAAGCUGAACUCCAGAUGUUCUGGACUUUGCCCUCCCUUAACUCUGGGACCACAGGUGAAGACCCCAUAUUCCUCCACUGAGCCAGCAUCUCCCUUGCCCACACACAUCCUCCCCCCAUGCAGCCUUCGUGAUGAGCCUGAGUGUCCUCUGCCCCCUGUACUCCCAUCUCCGCCCUUGUUUUGUUGCAUGUUAGCAUUGACCCAACUCCUGAGGUGGUUAAAUCUGCCCAAUCCAAGCUUAUUUGCUGACCUGCCUACCUCUGCUGUUGGGGAAUGCUUCAUUCUCAUGAAACAGAGUUGGGAACCCACCAGGUGAUAUUCGCAAGAUGAUCUGAAAGAGGGUAAGGUGCAGGACUGUUGGGGUGUGUAGAGGAGUGUGUAUGAAUUGUCCACAAACUCAAUGAAAGCCCACUGCAGGGAAAUUAGGUCUCUUCUGGCAUAAUGGAACAAAACUGAGUAAGUUUUGUUUUUUAAAGAAAGUUCUCAAUUUUCAAUACAUCCUAUUUCUGAAGCCUGCUCUGGAUGCUCAUUUUUGGACAGAAUAUUUCUUUAGUGGGUUGAGCCAGCGAUAAGUUGAGAGAUUCUUUAAUUUCUCAGCUCAGCUAUAAUAUAUAAAUAUUAUGAGAUUGUAUUUUUUAAAAGGCAUAUGUAUAGCAGGAGGGGAGCUGAUAGUCACCUACCUUGCAGAGAUUUUGUGAGACUUGAAGGUUAAGGAACUUUCACUGCUGUUUUUAUCAGUUUCACAUCUGUUAGGUUUUGAGACACUCAAUGCCUGGUGCCGGUGUGCAAAGAAUCAUGGUGAGGAGAGGUGUUUCCAUGCCUUGGGGUAGAUUCUUCCUCACUCACUUCUCACCCAUCCUGUCUCCCCUUCCCUUCUGGAUUCCAGGGUAUUGAGCACCAUCCAGGCGUUCAGGGGAGGACUUUAUGAUGCAGGAAAGAAGGAAGAAGUGGGCCUCUUGCAAAUAGCCAGUCAGGGCAUGAUGGUUGAACUCCAGACAAGAGCCCCAUAAGGAAUCAGGUCCAGAUUUGGGUAAUUAUAUCCACAUGGAGACUCUUACUUUAACAAAAGCUAAACAAAAUUAACUCAGGAGUUAUGACCUAAUCUUUCCAUGAGGUGAUCAGAGGAGAUCCCGUGUUAAUAAGCACUGCCUACAUCUGCAGCUUUAUCUUCCUGACUUUUGGUUUUCUCCUCUCUGAAUCACGCAGUACAUUGUAGCUGGGUCUAACCCAACAGAGCAGUGGCCAAUGGCUUCUCUGUUGGCUGCAGUGGCAGACUCAGCUACAGAAAGACUGCUGGGGGGAUUUGUCAGCUGUCAUGUGCUGCAACUCACUCAGUCAGAAAAUACAGAUGUACCCCUUGCAGGCACAAAAGACUAGGAACAGAAAAAACUAUCUUUGGUUUCUGAUGGCCAUCUUUUCCUUCCCUUGAAUCCUUUCUGCUUUGACCCUCUGAGACUUAUGCGUCCCAGAGAGAGCACUCCAAACCAAAGAUAACGGAUUCGUAGAUUGUCCCAAACCACCCAAAGGGCCUGGAAAGCUUCUCUUAACAAAACUCAAGCCAGUAACUUGAGAAGUGAAAGGGGUACUCACAGCGGAGUCUCAUCACAUUGCUGGUGAUGCCAAGCCACCCCAAACUGCACUUCUCUUUUUGUAGUGUUGCUUUCUUCCACUCCCUCCUCCCAUGCUAGAAGUAGGGAGGAUAGUAUCAUCACCUUUUAAAUGCAAAAAGAGAUUUUAUAAUAAGCCAUGCUACUAUGUGAAUACAUUAUUAUUGAAUUCCUAUUUCUGGGAGUUUGAAGAGUUGAGUAGAUCAGGUAAAAAGAGGCAAGGGGAUUUAUGUUUCUUUUUAUUUGGGUUUUUUUCUUUGUUCAGUUGGGUUUUUUGCAGCAGACCUGCUCUAGAGCAGCAGAGAAGGAUAAACAUGUGCUCCGCAGUAUUUCUGAAUUAGCUUCUCUUUAGGAGUUAAUUUCCAUCAAAUUUAAUGAUGUGAUAUUUGAGUCAAAAAUCUGAGGUUACGCAUUACCAGCUCCAUCUUCUCUGGUUUCCUUUUUGUCUUCUUUCUCCUUCUAAGUCAACCUCUAUCUCUUGUUUUUGUGUCCAUAUCUCUGUCCCUUCUCCUUCUAGGGAUUUAAAAUAUAAUCUAGAUUAAUGAAAAACUUUCUGAAAACUUCAGUGAAAGCCAAGGAAAUAAUCAAAUGGAUAUAGAAUUUUUUCAGGACAUUUUUAACCAAUAAAUACAAAAUUUGUGUGUUUUCUCUUGAUGAGAAGAUAAAAAUUUUAAAGAGUGUAGUAAUCUGGUAAAUGAAAAUUAUUGGGAGUCAAAAUAAUCAAUUACAUUCCAGCCUUCUGGAAUUCUACUUCACAAAUACUAACUUGUGCCUUCAGCAAGGCCACUACACCUCUCUACUUUCUUUCCCUAUUUAGGAAAAUUGAAAUACUAAUGCUGAGCUAGUUCAUGGGUGUGUCAAGUGUUUGUAAGUAAGUUAAUAACUCAUCAUUUAAAGCGCUUAGUCUCCACAAAUCAAUUUAGAAAAACCUUCACUUCUUCUAUCCCAUUAAGCACCUAUGAAUUUCUUGGCAUUGCUAUAAGCAAUUUUUUUGAAGAAACUUCAUGUUUAAUGGAACCUGAAUCCAGGAUUUGCUUUAAUUUCACACUCUAUUCUUCCCAUCUUCCCUUCUUCCUUAGCUUUCCAAUAACAACAACAAAAUGUAGACUUUUUUUUUUUCAAUCCAGGAAGGAAUUUGAGUUUCCAAGCUCAGAGCUUCCUGGGGUCUUCUCUCUGUGGAUACCUCAGGCAAUCUUAGAUCAAAUACCCACAAGCCGAUACUUAACAAUCCUCACUGAGACCUUGUCUCCUACUCAGCACUGGAAAUCUGAAUGAGUCUUUUCUCUCUCUCUCUCUUUGUUCUGCCAGUGUGUCAGAAGAGUGGAUUGCUCUCUAUAUUCUGGAGCCUGAUCCCAGAAUUUGUACCAGAUAGUGCCACUUUCUUCUCAGUUCACUCAGAUUAGGGCCCCAAAACUGAAGGGAAGCUAAAUCAGUCAAACCUGCCAAAUCCGAAUUUGACCUAUUUGGUGACUCGAUUUUCUUUCCAGUGUUCUGAUUUCUUAUAGUGAUGGCCUGCGUCACACAAGAACCGCCACUCAAAGCAAGUCUAUUAGAAAUCUUUAUAAGGGAUGAGCAGGAAAAACACACUCCAAAAUUUUAAAGUGCCAUUAAUCAAUUUUUAAAAAUAAAGGUAAUAUGAAAUGAGGGCUAAACAAUGUAAUCUUAACUGCCAAUUAAAGUACAUGGUAGUUCUGGUCUUAGUACAUUUGAUAUGGAGCUGUAUAACAUUCAGCACAUCCCAGCAGAUUUAGUAAAAACAUAGGUAUUGAAUUUUAAUGGCUACCAAUAGGAUAUAUACUUACCCUGCAGGCAGAACUUCAAUCAGUGUUUUUAUAUCCUGGCAUUUUGUGACCAAGCCAAAAUUUAUACAAAGCCACCCUAAGUGCUGCAAUUGCAGAGGAACCUCCCUCUUGGUGACAUUAGAGAGCAGUCCAACUCCACUCAAACUGAGUCCAAGAUUUGGAACUCACCAAGAAAAACAAAUGGAGGAGAAAAACCUAGUGUGUGGCAUUUCACAGCUGGCACAACUGGAGUAGAGGCUAGGAAGUCAAACUGUAGAACAAAGACAAGGUGGAGGUGGGAAAUACCAGCUAGUCCCAGGAAGAGGAAGGCUCAGAGGGGUGUGACCUGGGAUCCUCUUUUAUACUAGAUCACGGUAAACUUGUUAGUGUGAUACUGGAUGCAGAGGGCUUCUUCCCUUAAACUCACCUAGCGUGGUGGAUUUGAAGGCCUCAGGAGAUUCACAGAGCCCCAAAAAACUUUUUCAGACCUGGGAGAUGGAGAGAAAAGAGGUUCUUGUUUUAAAGCAGCUCGAAGACGAUCUCUAUGACUGGCAACUCUUCAAUUUAGUAGUGCCAAUGCUGGAGAGAUUUCACUGAUCUUCCUAGUGGUACCAGUGCCACAGGAGGGGAGAGGGGCGGCAAGUGGGACAGGGGACAAGUUUUAUCGGGAAGAGAUUUCAAACUCGGCAGGAUGCACCGGUACUAACCUCAAAGGAUAGCGUUACAAGGAUAGUGAACAAUGGGGUGUCCAGGCCAUGCCCUCUGUUCUUUGGGACCCAAGGUCAGGCCAUUCCCUCCUUGAGUUGCUCUUAGAGGAUGAGCAUGUAAGAUGGGAUCAAGAGGGAAAUUGGGUGCUCUGCCUUAGGCUAUUAAAACGCUGCCACCUGCAUUACAAAAUAAGUGUGAGCGAAGGCGCUUGAGACACUUCUUAGGGGCAGCAUCCACUGUGGUAUGCCAGCCUGAUGCCCCUUCAGUAAUGGCGUUUGAAUGGCAGCCAGUGCUGGCCUGCCCAGAGUAUCGGUGCAUCUCUCCUAAAGCCAGAGUUCAGCACUGCAUGUUGACCAGGUGGAUAUCCUGUAACAUAAUGCUCGUUUGGAUCCAAAAGGAAAACCAUUAAAAAUAAAAGAAAGAUGAACAA